ACCGAGGAACAGACUGAAGGAUGUGAAUAUGCACGUGUGUCCUCGGGGAGGGCAGGGACUAUUGCCAGCUGAGGUCAUCCUGGCAGUGGGAGCAAAGGGCUACACUGGACCUCAUUUCAUCUGGGGAGGGGGUACCAUGAGCCCCAACUCCAGACUUUCUCAUGGUUUCCACUCUGCCUGACACCUUUGCAUCCUGCUGGAGCCAAAGUCAGAAAAAGAGCCCCAGCUCCCCUCCUCUCCACCAGCCUCCCUCUCCCACAGCCAUCAAUUAUUCAUCAGCACAGACACCGCCCUCCCUAGCUGAGUGGUCUGGUCCUCCUCUCUAUGCCCCGCCCCAGCUCAGCCACACUGCCAGCUCCGGUGAGGAAGGACAAGCAGCUGGGCAGUGGAGGCCCGGCGGAAAGGCUGGGUGGCUGGCCCUGCUGGACCCCAGUUGAGGUUCUAGCACCUUCCCCUUUGGCACUUGCCUCCUGUCUCUUGCCCCCGGAGAAGAUGCCCAUCCAGAUCUUCUGUUCCAUGUCAUUCUCCUCUGGAGAGGAGGCCCCAGGACCCUUGGGAGAUGUUUGGGGUCCGCACCACCAGCAGCAGCGGUACGGCUCAGAAUCAGAUGAGGAGGAUGAAGAGAAGGGAAAGGAGGCACUGAGGAAAGAGACCAAUGAGGGGAACUCACCUAGGGACUUGGUGACCUUUGCCAACAGCUGUACCCUCCACGGUGCCAGCCAUGUCUUUGUGGAAGGGGGUCCAGGGCCAAGGCAGGCCCUAUGGGCAGUGGCCUUUGUCAUAGCACUGGGUGUCUUCCUGUGCCAGGUAGGGGACCGCAUUGCUUAUUACCUCAGCUACCCGCAUGUGACUUUGCUAGAUGAGGUGGCCACCACGGAGCUGGUCUUCCCAGCAGUCACCCUCUGCAACACCAAUGCCGUUCGGCUGUCCCAGCUCAGCUACCCUGACUUGCUCUACCUGGCCCCCAUGCUAGGGCUGGAUGAAAGUGACGAUCCUGGAGUGCCUCUUGCUCCACCUGGACCAGAGGCUUUCUCUGGGGAGCCCUUUAAUCUGCACCGUUUCUACAAUCGCUCCUGCCACCGGCUGGAGGACAUGCUGCUCUAUUGUUCCUUCUGUGGGGGGCCCUGUGGCCCUCACAACUUCUCAGUGGUCUUCACACGAUAUGGGAAGUGUUACACAUUCAACUCAGGCCAAGAUGGGCGGCCACGGCUGAAGACCAUGAAGGGUGGGACUGGCAACGGACUAGAAAUCAUGCUGGACAUCCAGCAGGAUGAAUACCUGCCUGUGUGGGGGGAGACUGAUGAGACAUCUUUCGAAGCAGGCAUCAAAGUGCAGAUCCACAGUCAGGACGAACCUCCUUUCAUUGACCAGCUGGGCUUUGGCGUAGCCCCAGGCUUCCAGACUUUUGUGUCCUGCCAGGAGCAGCGGCUCAUCUACCUGCCCUCACCCUGGGGCACCUGCAAUGCUGUUACCAUGGACUCGGAUUUCUUCGACUCCUACAGCAUCACCGCCUGCCGCAUUGAUUGUGAGACACGUUACCUGGUGGAAAACUGCAACUGUCGCAUGGUGCACAUGCCAGGUGACGCCCCAUACUGCACUCCAGAGCAGUACAAGGAGUGUGCAGACCCUGCCCUGGACUUCCUGGUGGAGAAGGACCAGGAGUACUGCGUGUGUGAAAUGCCCUGCAACUUGACCCGCUAUGGCAAGGAGCUGUCCAUGGUCAAGAUCCCCAGCAAAGCCUCAGCCAAAUACCUGGCCAAGAAGUUCAACAAGUCUGAGCAGUAUAUAGGGGAGAACAUCCUGGUGCUGGACAUUUUCUUUGAAGUCCUCAACUAUGAGACCAUCGAGCAGAAGAAGGCCUAUGAGAUUGCAGGGCUCUUGGGUGACAUCGGGGGCCAGAUGGGGUUAUUCAUCGGUGCCAGCAUCCUUACCGUGUUGGAACUCUUUGACUACGCCUACGAGGUCAUCAAGCACAGACUGUGCCGAAGAGGGAAGUGCCAGAAGGAGAACAAGAGGAGCAGUGCGGACAAGGGCGUGGCGCUCAGUUUGGAUGACGUCAAAAGACACAACCCCUGCGAAAGCCUCCGGGGCCAUCCUGCCGGGAUGACAUACGCUGCCAACAUCCUACCUCAUCAUCCGGCUCGAGGCACGUUUGAGGACUUUACCUGCUAAGCCCCGAAGGCCACUGUACCAAAGGCCUAGGUGGGGAGGGCUAGGAGAGCAAGGGGCCCCCAACUGCCCCCUCGUCUGCCCUGGGGACUCAACUGCACUCCUAGGCAGUCCUUCCCUUUUGUCUGUGAUGAGGAAGGAGUUUUGACAAUGAGUCCUCUCCCUGCCUCUAGCCCAUCUUUUUAUUUUAACACAAUUAAACGAAUCUAAAAAAAGAAAAGGAGAGAAGGGCACAGGACUUCAGGCUGCCCCUCUCUGCUCCAAGCUGCCUCCCCUAGCUCCCAGCCUGAAUUCUGUCUGUCUGGCUGUCUGUCAUCUGAGUGUCCGCCUACAUUCUGCUGCCACCAGUCACCAAAGUGAGGGGUGGAGGGGAAUCCCUGGGGCUGAAAUUUGGCCCCAAACCAUAGAAUGUACCUUAAGGGAGAGGGCUAGUGAGGGGGCUUCCCCAGCCUUAAGAGACUCUCUUAGUCCAGUGACUCCCCCAAAGCCCAAGUCUCCAGGUAGGAACUAAAUCCCCAUUUCCACUCUCUCAAUGGUAUGGAAUCUCUAGGGGGUGGAGGAUCUCCUGAAGAAGUAGAGAUGGGGACUGGAUGUGACCCUGGUGCUGUAGGCCACAUCUCACUAUCUACAAGUCACCUCCACCCCAAACUACUGGAGAGAAAUCCCAAAAGGCAGCCCUCUUCUACAUCCCAUAAAAGACCUGGCAGGUUAGCUUCCAGCUCAGGGAGAGGGGCACUGGUGCCUGACCUCACUGGCUUCUCUCCCAGAGGCCUUUGCAGAGGGCCACAUCCAUAAAUUUUCUUAUGGAACUCUCCCAAGUCCUCUUCCCCGACUUCAUCUGCUUCUUUCAACAACCUCAUCUGCAUUUUCUAUUUCUAUAUGAUACAGACUCUAUAUUGCUAUAUCUCUGUAUAUACUUUCCUCUAACCCUGUCUGUCUCCACCCCAUUCCCUUGUCUCUGAGAAUCAUCCUCCCACCCCAAGUUUUCCCUUCUGUUUCUCCCCAUCCCCCAUCUCUGAAUGCCUUCGCCUGUAUAAAGAGUUGGACUCUCCCCUGGUGUCUGUACUGUGUACACACAUCCCUCUGAGAAGCACAAGGAGACGACACGCGCAUUGUAACCUUCGCACUGUCUCGGUGGCGACAUAAAGGAAGCUGUGAAUCACAAGCUCUGCCUCUUUCUGGCCUCCCCUCUACACCCUACAACCUGGGCACCCUCUGCCCCUCCCCCUGCAGCCUUAACAGUCCCUCCCGCCUGCUCCACCUAUCCCAACGCCCUUUGCCUGGCUGACAGUGGCUUCCCCAGGGAAGGGGUUGCUGCAGAGGUAGUGCCCAUCCAAUGGAGGAAGCUAUGCUGGACACUAAGCCAAGAGUGUUAGAGACAAAAGGGAGCUAGGGAUUGGUGACUCUUCAAGCUGGGGCAGUGGAUGCCCACAGGCAGAAACUGAAGUCCUCAGUCAGUGGCCUUUCUCUCCUUCCAGAUACCCAAGCCCACCACUUCUAUUUUCUGGUGAGGCAGGGUUUGGUCAUGAGAGGAAAGAGGUAGGCCUAGAGGGGGAGUUGAAAGCUCUACUGUUCUGUCUGUCUCUAUCUUAAUAGAAGACAAGUUGAGGUAGAGGCUUCCAUACCCCCACCAGGCACUCCUCCCAGGCCAGAGCCCCAACCCUUUUCCAGGCUUUCUCUGCCCCACUGUCUCUUGGUCUCUAAUCCCAGAAUAGGACCUGUGGGCAGAUCACCUGUGUGUUGGCCUGGAGCCAAAGUGAGGCUAUAGGAUCUUUGAGAACUUAGUUCCUGAGAGCUCCUUAGAGAUAGACUUCCUUAGAAGGAAACAGGAGCAAGGCCAGGAAGUGUGUGCUGGCUGGGGGACAGCAGACAGGGCUCUGGGCAACGCAUGCCUCUGGUCUAAUAAACUGGGUUUCAACCAUCUCUUCUUCA
Nannospalax galili (Upper Galilee mountains blind mole rat) is the source of this 4101-nucleotide messenger RNA. It is a transcript of the gene Asic1, whose product is annotated as acid sensing ion channel subunit 1. Gene Ontology annotation, biological process: sodium ion transmembrane transport. The coding region runs from base 325 to 2172 and encodes 615 amino acids. The record is from RefSeq and is a predicted model, not a curated record. The transcript is spliced from 10 exons. Gene Ontology annotation, cellular component: membrane. NCBI's taxonomy places the organism in Eukaryota, Metazoa, Chordata, Mammalia, Rodentia, Spalacidae.